UUACCCAAGCAAUACAUUGAUUGCUAUUACCACAAUUACGACCCUCCAUUUCAUUCGCCGCCACUCUACGGCGGAGCUGGCGACGGUAUCUGCACUUUUACACAUUUGCGCGGGAAAACCAAUGGCUGUGAGUGCUUCAGUGGCGACUUCCAACCUCAUUCUGAUGAUAACCAACUAGCUUCAUUCGCAGUGCGCAGCUUCUCUCUUGUUGCCGUCGAGUUCCGACUGCGCGAGAGCAAUCAACUUCCAGUGUUGGGAGCAGAUAGAAACUGCGAAGUUUUUAAGAAGUUGUUUUAUGGCAUAGAGUUUCGUGUUCUUUGAUUCCCAUAUCCUCUGCGCUCUCUUUGGCGAAGCUUGGGAGAUAUUAGGGUAUUUCAUGAACUGGGUUUUUGGCAUUCUAUGAUUUUUAGCCUCCUUUUUCUGAGGGGAAGUUCUGUUUUCAGACGAGGUUUUCAUACGGGUAAGAAGCUUUUAAGUCCAAGCACCGAGGAUAUCAUUUGUAAAGCAAUUUGUGUUAAUUUAAAACAGAGAAGAUGGAAGUUCUUAGAGCAACUAUCACCAAGUCUCACGAAUUCGUUGGUCUGUCGUGUUAUUCGCGAAUUUCGCAACUCUCCACAGUUAGCUUUAGAAUUCUACAACUGGGUUGAGGCAAGAGACAACUUUUCCCACUCAUUAGAAUCACGUUGUACCUUGGUUCACGUUUUAGUCAAUUCCAGAAACUUUAAUGAUGCCUUGUCUAUCAUGGAGAGUUUAAUACAAAAUGGUAAGUCUCCAUUGGAGGUUCUGGGAGGAUUGAUGAAUAGCUACGAAAUUUGUAAUUCAAAUCCUGCAGUCUGAGCACUGGUGAGGACGUGCACUCAGUUAAGGAGCGUGGAAGGUGCAUAUGACGUAAUAAGAAAGUUGAGACUAGAAGGUUUUUGGGUUACGAUUCAUGCUUGGAAUAACUUCUUAAAUCUACUUUUAAAGUUGGGCGAGACUGAUAAGUUUUAGAACAUGUAUAAGGAAAUGAUUGCCAGUGGUUACAGUGAAAAUGUGAAUACUUUUAAUUUGAUUAUUUAUGCUUUAUGCAAUGAAUGUAAAUUACUAGAAGCAAUAUAUGUUGUUUAUUUGAUGCUGAAGAUUGAAAUUUGGCCUAAUGUCGACUUUAAUAUGAUCAUCGAUAAAGCAAAUAAAAUGGGUGAGAUGGAUCUUGCUCUAAAGCUGACAAGGAACAUUGAGGUGAUUUCAGGAGGCAGUGUUUCGCCUAAUAUAGUUGCCUAUAAUUGUAUCAUUAAUGGAUUCUGCAAGAUAAGGAGGUUAGAGUCUGCAAAAAAUGUUCUUGGUGAAAUGAUUAAGCUGGGAAUAGAUUUCAAUGAGAGAACAUAUGCCACUUUGAUUGACGGAUAUGCUAGAAAAGGGAGUUUGGAUGUGGCAUUUAGGUUAUGUGAUGAAAUGGUUGAAAUGAGGUUGAUUCCAGACACUUUUGUAUAUAACUCCCUCAUCUACUGGCUAUACAUGGAAGGAGAAUUAGAAGAAGCUUCUUUUUUAUUAUCUGACAUGAUUAAUAGGCGUAUCCUCCCUGAUGAGUUUACCUACUCCAUCCUUACAAAAGGUCUUUGCGUAAGUGGACAUCUCAAUAAAGCUUUAAGAGUUCACUACUACAUUGUCGAAAGAAGCCUUGUAAGAGAUGCAUUUACUUAUAAUAUUCUUAUCAACUAUAUGUUUCAGAGCCGGAAUAUAGCAGGCGCCAAGCAACUACUGAGCAGUAUGAUCGUUGGUGGUAUCAAACCUGACAUGGUUACUUAUGGCACUCCGGUUGAUGGGCAUUGUAAGGAAGGAAAAAUUGAAGCUGCGGUUCAGAUUUAUGACAAAGCUGUGGUGUAUAAUUCUAUUUUAGAUGGGCUGUGCAAGCAAGGUUCAAUUUAUGCUGCUAAACUCUUGGUAGACAAAUUACAGCAAAAUGGUUUUCUCGAUCCAGUUACCUAUAACACAUUGCUACAUGGAUUCUGCGUCAAUGGGGAGAUCGAGAAGGCUUUUGCACUGUUUUUAGAGAUGAUUAAUGUGGGGAGUUUGGUGAACAUAGUUUCUUACAAUAUAAUGAUUAACUUUCUAUGCAAGAUGGGAUUGAUCCAACAAGCCAUGGAACUGAUGAGAGCAAUGUCUAGCCAGGGGAUCAUUCCCGACCUUAUAACAUACACGACUCUCAUCACCAAUUUUGUUGAGACUUGUGGCUCCGAGGAUGUAAUUGAGUUACAUGGUUAUAUGAUGCUUAAAGGAGCAGUUCCUGAUAGGAAAACAUACCGGUCUUUUGUAAGCCCCUGCCUUCAAGAACACACUGAGAGGUAGCCCCGCAUAGCACGAUUGGAACAUACCUACAGAUUGCAGCAGUAGGAUGAAAUAUUACAUUUUUUGCUUCAGAACGAACUGUAUUAUAUAAUAAAUGCUAGUGUUCCCCCCAUAAAUUGUUAAAUCGAUCAAAUGUAAAUUAUUACUUGUAAAUUUAACUUUGUCAGUUGUAAAUUCAUUUGCCUUUUCAAGUAUAAAAAAUAUAUUUAUUGUUCUGAA
This is a messenger RNA of Cucumis sativus (cucumber), 2544 nucleotides long. RefSeq names its product pentatricopeptide repeat-containing protein At1g11710, mitochondrial. The record is from RefSeq and is a predicted model, not a curated record. Gene Ontology annotation, molecular function: protein binding. NCBI's taxonomy places the organism in Eukaryota, Viridiplantae, Streptophyta, Magnoliopsida, Cucurbitales, Cucurbitaceae.